AGCGUAUUGUCUUGUGCAUCUCUCAGGCACGUUUCCACAUGUUCCCAGGCUGCUGUUCGCUUCUUCCUCCAACUAAAGUAUCUGAAUGAGCUAUACACGUGUGUAGAUAUGAACGUGUUGCGUUUUGGGCUGAAGUAGUGUGUAAUGCUACCGAAAGAAACAGCAGGUGGAGCGCUACAAUAAUAAGAGCAUGGAUCAUUGUCUGAAGGGCACAGCUGUACUCACCACUGCCAUGUAACCCAGCAACAGGGAGACUAUGAGAAAGAAGCAGACUGCCAAACAGAGGAAGACCGAGGAGACUCCAGUUGUGCAGGAGUUUGUGGUAGAACAAAUAAUUCUCCGCAGAAUCUUUAACGGAAGAGUAGAGUACUUCCUGAAGUGGAAAGGUUUCACAGAUGCAGACAACACAUGGGAACCUGAGGACAAUCUGGACUGUCCUGAACUCAUCCAAGAGUUUCUGAGAAACACCCAUUUUUUUAAUGAGGAAGAGCAAAAUGAGCAAGAGUUCAUUCUCAAAGAAGAAAUGACAGAGCAGGAGACGGAAAUUUCAUGUAUGCAGUCUCUGCAGCAGGCUCACACUGUGCAGAGCAACAGCGAGCCAAAUGAUGAUCAGUCAGACACCCCCACUAACCUCAGCACUCACCUCGAGCCUGAAUGCAUCAUUGGUGCCGCGGACAGAAAGGGAGAGCUCAUGUUCCUCGUCAAAUGGAAGAACUCUGACGACGUGGCCCUGCUGCCGGCUCGUGAAGCCAGCACCAGGUGUCCCCAGGUGGUCAUCGACUUCUACGAGCAGAAGCUGACCUGGCACUGCGGGGACGAGGAGCAGUGAAGUGUGUCGAACUGAUAAGCAGCUGUGCUCUCACCUGAAGCUUAGUUUAACCUUCCUAACCAUCAAGUGUCCUCCUUCAGCUGACAUUCAGAGUGUGAAAUUACACUGCAGGUAGAUUUUCAGAUUCUGGCAGGUGCAAGAUCCUCAGCAGGGAUGGAUUCUCAGUCCUGUGGUGCUCAACGAGGUCUCUGUGCCUUUGUGAGGAGACUUAAACUAACCUUUGUGUGAAGAAGCUGAUUUAAAGUCAGACUAACCUGUAGCAGCUUUGUCUCGCUUAAGCAGACACAAUCACUGUGGACAUGUGUAGUUUUUACUGUUAUAUAGUGACCUAGUAUUAAAAGUUGUGUUUAGCUAUGUCUUGGUUUUUAUCUGUGUGCUUUAUAUUUUUUUAAUAGCGAAACUGUAGGCAGAGUGAACUAACUCGUAGCUUUUAGUUAAAGCUCAAGACUGUAGACCUGUUUUUUGAACGUGUAUUGUCUGAAGUGUUUAUAGCCACAACUCUAACUGUGUUUCUGUAUGACCCUUGUGUUUGAUGUCAAACAUUUAAAAAAUGUUCCCCACAAUAAAUGUCCCUGUAUUUCCAAUCAGCUGCUAAGAACCAAAUAUUUUCAUCUCUGCAUUGAAUUAUAACAAGAAUAUAAUUAGCUUUUUAAAAAACUAAAUUAUUACAAAGUGAAGUACUGGCAGAAUUACUCAGAGUAAUAUUUCUAAAGUGAAUUUUUGAGAAACAAUAACUUUUGUGCACCUAUGAUGGCUAAUGAGAUUGUUAAGUGUAACACUUUAGAAACGAGCCUGUAAAACUACACGGGUCAUUCUCUUCCAGUGACCUUACAGGUCUGUGGGUAUGUUACUGUUCCUGCUUAUGGCAGUGUCCUGACUCAACAUAUCUCCCAUGACUGUUAUCAGCUGAACCUUAAACCUCCUAAAACACACAUGCUACUGAAUUAUUGACUAACUGUUGACCAUGGAUCUGUGAAGUCUGUGAAUAAAGGAAACUUUUUUGUGAA
This is a messenger RNA of Gymnodraco acuticeps, 1836 nucleotides long. Its product is annotated as chromobox protein homolog 3-like. Gene Ontology annotation, cellular component: nucleus; pericentric heterochromatin. Gene Ontology annotation, molecular function: chromatin binding. Gene Ontology annotation, biological process: chromatin organization; negative regulation of transcription by RNA polymerase II. The record is from RefSeq and is a predicted model, not a curated record. NCBI's taxonomy places the organism in Eukaryota, Metazoa, Chordata, Actinopteri, Perciformes, Bathydraconidae. The transcript has 5 exons. The coding region runs from base 257 to 829 and encodes 190 amino acids.